CGCUGUUUGGUUCCUUAGAAAACUAAAAUUAAUGUGGGAAACCAACAAAAUUACUGGUUGACCAGUCUGGUAUCAAAAAACAAUUUCGACACUCCUGAUUGACCAGUCUGCAGUGCACUCAAGCUCUGGCCUAUUUAAAGUAUUCAUAUGAACUUAAAACAAAUCAAAAACGGUUGAAGAGAUAUGGGGUGGAAAGGAAUUCUGGGUUUUGAGUAUGGAAUUGUUCAAGGACCUUUGGGACCGGAUAUUGCUGGUCCGGAGCUAGUUGCUGCUGUUGCAAACGCUGGUGGACUUGGCCUUCUUAGAACUCCUGAUUGGGAAUCACCAGAUUAUGUGAAGGAGUUGAUAAGGAAGACUCGGAAGUUAACCGACAAACCCUUUGGGGUUGGUGUUGUUCUGGCAUUUCCUCACAAAGAAAAUGUAAAGGCUAUACUAGAAGAGAAGGUAGCAGUGUUGCAACUGUAUUGGGGAGAAUGCUCAAAGGAGCUUGUCAUAGAAGCUCAUAAUGCUGGGGUCAAGGUUGUUCCCCAAGUUGGGAGUUUGGAGGAAGCAAAAAAAGCAAUUAAUGUGGGCGUAGAUGCAAUCAUUGUCCAAGGCCGUGAAGCAGGAGGGCAUGUAAUCGGACAGGAAGGUCUAAUUUCCUUGUUGCCACGAGUAGUCGAUCUUGUUGGUGAUCACGGUAUUCCUGUUAUUGCUGCUGGAGGCAUUGUAGAUGCUCGUGGUUAUGUUGCUGCUUUGGCUCUUGGUGCUAAAGGCAUUUGCAUGGGCACAAGGUUUCUGGCAACUCAUGAAAGCUAUGCGCACCCUACGUACAAGCGGAAACUGAUUGAAUACGAUAAAACCGAGUAUACAGAUGUCUUUGGCAGAGCAAGGUGGCCUGGUGCACCACACCGUGUCCUUCAAACACCCUUCUUCUGUGAUUGGAAAUGCCUUAAUGCUCAAGAAAAUGAAACUAAUCAGCCUAUCAUUGGUCGAACAAUAAUACACGGCGUGGAAAGAGAAAUUCGGCGUUUUGCCGGUACAGUUCCGAACCCAACAACAACAGGUGACAUUGAAAGCAUGGUGAUGUACGCAGGCCAAAGUGUAGGCCUCAUCAAGGAAAUUCUACCUGCCGGACAAGUUGUAAAGAAGCUGGUUGAAGCGGCUCAAUUUCUUAUCCGCCAAACAUUUAAUCCGGACUCGAUCUAAAAUUGAUUAUGUGAAUUUUAUACCUUAUUUGCUGAAGUUACACAGUUUUAAAAGCUAUUUCAUUAGUAUUCUAGUUUUACACAUAUGUAAUGUGAACUUUUAUCCGAUUUAAUAACACAAAAAAGCAAAUCUCCAUAGCAGAAA
This is a messenger RNA of Gossypium raimondii (Peruvian cotton), 1332 nucleotides long. RefSeq lists its product as uncharacterized. The transcript is spliced from 6 exons. The record is from RefSeq and is a predicted model, not a curated record. Bases 184 to 1188 code for a protein of 334 amino acids. Gene Ontology annotation, molecular function: nitronate monooxygenase activity. Lineage: Eukaryota; Viridiplantae; Streptophyta; Magnoliopsida; Malvales; Malvaceae.